AUGGCUCUACCAACUUAUACAAUGGCAUGCUUCCUUCUGCCCAAAACAGUAUGUAAGCAAAUAAUCUCUGUUCUAGCUGAUUUCUGGUGGAGAAAUAAACAAGAGGCGAAAGGUAUGCAUUGGAAAGCGUGGGAUCAUUUGAGUUGUUAUAAAGCGGAAGGAGGCAUUGGAUUUAAAGAUAUAGAGGCUUUUAAUUUAGCCUUGCUUGGAAAGCAAAUGUGGCGGAUGCUUUCUCGACCAGAAUCGUUAAUGGCAAAGGUAUUCAAGAGUAGGUACUUUCAUAAAUCUGACCCUUUGAAUGCACCAUUAGGAUCAAGGCCAUCUUUUGUUUGGAAAAGCAUUCAUGCAUCUCAAGAAAUUCUAAGGCAGGGUGCCAGAGCUGUUGUCGGGAAUGGAGAGGAUAUUAUCAUUUGGAGGCAUAAAUGGCUAGAUUCCAAACCAGCAAGUGCAGCCUUACGAAUGCAGAGAGUUCCCCCUCAAGAAUAUGCUUCGGUAUCCUCUAUCUUAAAGGUGUCAGAUUUAAUAGAUGAGAGUGGUAGAGAGUGGAGGAAAGACGUGAUUGAGAUGUUAUUCCCGGAGGUGGAACGCAAAUUAAUAGGGGAACUUCGGCCAGGGGGAAGAAGAAUUUUGGAUAGUUACACUUGGGACUACACAAGCUCUGGAGACUACACGGUGAAAUCUGGAUAUUGGGUGUUAACUCAAAUCAUCAAUAAGAGGAGUAGUCCACAAGAAGUAUCUGAACCGAGUCUAAACCCCAUUUACCAAAAAAUUUGGAAGAGCCAAACAAGCCCGAAGAUACAACACUUUCUGUGGAAAUGCUUAAGUAAUUCCCUCCCUGUGGCUGGUGCCUUAGCGUAUCGACAUCUAUCUAAGGAGUCAGCCUGCAUAAGAUGUCCAUCAUGUAAAGAAACGGUGAAUCACUUGUUAUUUAAGUGUACUUUUGCUAGAUUAACGUGGGCUAUCUCUUCUAUACCAAUUCCACUGGGAGGGGAAUGGGCUGAUUCCAUUUAUGUCAAUCUGUAUUGGGUUUUUAAUCUGGGAAAUGGAAAUCCUCAAUGGGAGAAGGCUUCUCAACUUGUACCUUGGUUACUGUGGCGCCUGUGGAAGAACAGAAAUGAACUAGUCUUUAGAGGAAGAGAGUUUAAUGCUCAAGAGGUAUUGAGAAGAGCAGAAGACGACCUUGAGGAAUGGAGAAUUAGAACAGAGGCUGAAAGCUGUGGCACAAAGCCUCAAGUGAACAGAAGUUCUUGUGGAAGAUGGAGGCCACCGCCACAUCAAUGGGUUAAAUGCAACACGGAUGCGACUUGGAAUCGGGAUAAUGAGAGGUGUGGUAUAGGAUGGGUCCUCCGGAAUGAGAAGGGAGAAGUGAAAUGGAUGGGAGCUAGAGCUUUACCGAAACUGAAAUCUGUAUUGGAAGCGGAACUAGAAGCGAUGCGAUGGGCAGUCCUUUCUUUAAGUCGGUUUCAAUACAAUUAUGUCAUCUUUGAAUCAGACUCACAGGUUUUGAUAGAGAUCUUGAACAAUGACGAAAUUUGGCCAAGCCUUAAGCCAACAAUACAAGAUCUGCAGAGGUUGCUCUCCCAGUUUACAGAGGUCAAGUUUGUGUUCAUACCAAGAGAGGGAAACACAUUGGCAGAAAGAGUAGCAAGGGAAUCUCUUUCUUUUUUGAAUUAUGAUCCUAAGCUUUAUUCUAUUGUGCCUAGUUGGGCUAGAAGUAGUAUGGAUUGA
This is a messenger RNA of Arabidopsis thaliana (thale cress), 1728 nucleotides long. RefSeq names its product Ribonuclease H-like superfamily protein. The coding region runs from base 1 to 1728 and encodes 575 amino acids. Gene Ontology annotation, molecular function: nucleic acid binding; RNA-DNA hybrid ribonuclease activity. The transcript has a single exon. The record is from RefSeq and is marked reviewed. NCBI's taxonomy places the organism in Eukaryota, Viridiplantae, Streptophyta, Magnoliopsida, Brassicales, Brassicaceae.